Messenger RNA from Penicillium daleae, 1038 nucleotides. RefSeq names its product Fe-S cluster-binding ATPase (gene nbp35). The transcript is spliced from 2 exons. Gene Ontology annotation, cellular component: cytosol. Gene Ontology annotation, biological process: iron-sulfur cluster assembly. The record is from RefSeq and is a predicted model, not a curated record. Gene Ontology annotation, molecular function: 4 iron, 4 sulfur cluster binding; ATP binding; ATP-dependent FeS chaperone activity. NCBI's taxonomy places the organism in Eukaryota, Fungi, Ascomycota, Eurotiomycetes, Eurotiales, Aspergillaceae. Bases 1 to 1038 code for a protein of 345 amino acids.
AUGGCGCCGUUUGUCGAGGAGUCGGCCGUCGAGGCCUCCCUCGCCGCGCAUGCCAAACGGGCACCGACAAACCUGGUAGCCCCAGAGCCUGAGCACUGUCCAGGCCCCGAAUCCGAACAAGCAGGUCAAGGUGAUGCCUGUGCUGGCUGUCCAAACCAGCAAAUCUGCGCCUCCGCGCCCAAAGGCCCCGACCCCGAUAUUCCGAUUAUAACCGAGCGCCUUUCGCAAAUACGACACAAGAUCCUUGUUUUGUCUGGCAAGGGUGGUGUGGGCAAGUCGACUUUCACCACGCUGUUAGCACAUGCGUUUGCUGCGAACCCUGACUCGACCGUCGGCGUCAUGGAUACCGAUAUCUGCGGACCUUCUAUCCCCAAAAUGAUGGGCGUGGAGACGGAGACGAUCCACGUGAGUAAUGCGGGCUGGAGCCCCGUGUGGGUGACGGAUAAUCUGGGUGCUAUGAGCGUGCAGUUCAUGCUACCCAACCGCGAUGAUGCAGUUAUCUGGCGUGGACCGAAGAAGAAUGGAUUGAUCAAGCAGUUCCUGAAGGAUGUGGACUGGGGCGAGCUCGAUUAUCUGAUCGUUGAUACCCCGCCUGGCACGUCAGAUGAGCACCUGUCUGUCAACUCUCUGUUGAAGGAAUCUGGAGUCGAUGGCGCUGUCGUCGUGACCACCCCGCAAGAGGUGUCUCUGCUGGACGUUCGCAAGGAAAUCGAUUUCUGCCGCAAGGCUGGCAUCAAGAUCCUCGGCUUGGUGGAGAACAUGUCCGGGUUUGUUUGCCCCAACUGCACGCAUGAGUCGCAGAUCUUCCGCAAGACCACGGGCGGUGGCCGCCGGCUUGCCAAGAAAAUGGGAAUUCCUUUCCUCGGCGCUGUGCCCCUGGAUCCAAGGGUGGGUAUGGCUUGCGACUAUGGAGAGAGCUUUGUGGACAAUUUCCCGGAUAGCCCCGCGUCAAAGGCUAUUAAGCGUGUCGUUCGUGCCGUCGGUGAGGCGGUUGGGGAGAACCCGGAGGACGUCCUUCCAGAGGAAAUGGUUGGUUGA